Molecule: messenger RNA, 4604 nt
Organism: Kockovaella imperatae
Lineage: Eukaryota; Fungi; Basidiomycota; Tremellomycetes; Tremellales; Cuniculitremaceae
Exons: 13
Coding region: 193-4599 (1468 amino acids)
Biological process (GO): proteasome-mediated ubiquitin-dependent protein catabolic process; regulation of proteasomal protein catabolic process; protein deubiquitination
Molecular function (GO): cysteine-type deubiquitinase activity; proteasome binding
Source: RefSeq, a predicted model, not a curated record
GCCACGUGGCAUACUCCUUAGGGUCGGAUUUGCUGGGACGUUGAAUGAGAGAGUCAAUAUUACGCCGUGCAAGCGUGGUAGUGAGACACAAAUCACUCUGGAAGAUCUCUCUGGGAGCUUGGGCGACGACUCUGCAACCUGGAGAAAUCUACGCAUCGCCACCUGCUGGACUCUGUCCAUUCCAAUCAUGAAAUGGACCCAAUUGAGCCCUCAUCUGCAGUCAUCAUGACGGCGGAAGAGACAGGAAGUGCGGCGCGAUCAAUGUCCACUGAGCCGACAAACGCGAAUAGCGAGACGAAGCCUGCCGAAGCAUCGUCAUUGUCCGAUUUGCCGACGCCCCACCGCCCUCCAGCAUCAUCCUCGAUCAAUGAUCCUGCUUCGGCGAUGGACUCCCUGUCAGACCUAGAUCCAAGAUCUCAAGCUGGAUCAUCACGGACGAAAUACUUUGCUGCGCCGGUAGGUCAGCCGCCGUAUGGUUCAUCAUCGCUCGCGGACCCAACCAGUGUUCAUCCUUCAUUCCAGCCCUCAGACGAUACUACAGUCACAGUCACAGCCGCAAGCGAUUUGGAGAUGGAUGAGUCUAUGGAAGCUCCCUAUAGACCACCGGAAGCUGUAGAAGAAUCUCCAGAGGAUCAAGUUCCCGACUACGUCCCGGAACUCAUAGCUGAGCAUCCUUUGGACGAUAAGGAAGGUCCUUCUCGAACUGAAUCAUGGACCGAGCAUGUCGGUGUCGGUCCUAGCCCCUUUGACGAUUGGACAGAUAACGAUGCAGGUGAUUGGGGCAUGGAUCUCGACUCUCAAACUGUGGACAGACCUCAGAUCGGACCUGGAGUGCUUCCUAGACGGUGGCUCAAAAUGGCUCAUAAGCAUGAUCUCGUUCAGCCAAAGAUCGGAACCAUCCCAAAAACCGCUCUUGGGUCAUUACAGCAACACAAACGCAACGAAUCCACCGCAUCAGUGGAUACGACCGCCGCUCAGUCCGCCACGCGUGAACCUGAGAAGACUUACACGGCCGACGACGUCUGGGCAGCUUGUCCAGGAGGAUUGGAGCAUCACCAUGAAUGGUUCUUCUGUGUGACUUGCUGGGGAUGGAUCAGGAUCGUCGCUAGCUUAGGUCCUCUCCCAGAUCUCGUGGACACUCAAAUUGACCUGUUCAAGCCAUCCGUAAACUCUGACGAGACCAUCGACACUCGACGCACGAAGGAAAGGGCUAGAUUGAACGAUCUUCUUUCUUCCAGGGCCGUCGCACCGGAAACACAUCAUCACCUGCACGAGUUUGAGACUUUAAUCGAACCGACGAAGGAAUCCCGAAUCGAGAGGAUCGACGUCAGCAACGACCUCAAUACCUUCCCUCAUAUAAGCUUUGCGGUCGAUGAAGAUUCCGGAUUGGAGACGUUCCCAGAACCAAAUUCAUCGGCAAGACUCUUCGCCAGUUGUUCUUCCGAUUUGUGGAUGGUCGUCGAUCGCGGUAUAAUCCCUGGUCAACUGCCCAUUGCUUUAGUCAAUGCCUUUACGAGGGAAAAAGGAGAUAAUCCAAACCCAGGAGCGAGCUCCAAUGACAGUGUUAGAGAUGCUUGGGAACUCUUAUCGACUCUACUGUUCAACCCGAUAUUCAAGGGUCAGCGAGGAUGGGUCAAGCUGGAGAACAAGCGAUUCCAGAACAAGAUUGGAACCACCCUGAUGUCGUCCCGCGUCCUACGGCAGAUUGGUUUUGGCUGUCAGGAACAAGAUGACACGCUUCGCGUCGGACCAUUCAGCGCCGGCGAGUCGAUCACCCCAGAGCAGGUAUCACAGAUGGACAAGUAUAUGAUGCGGACUUGGGUUGAGAUCGGAAUGUAUUUGGCAGCGUUCAUCGCACGCAAUGACUCUGCCCCGACUGCUGAGCCGAUCAUAACCAUCAAAAGCGUUGAGACUGUCUUGAAUUCUGAUGCAGAGCUGUCCUUCUAUCGAAAGACGUCUGCGCCUUAUCCAGACUCGAAGAACGCGGCGUUCGAAAGCUUGGGCAUCACCAAGCUGGACGAAUGGCAGACGGUGGAAAAGGCCUACAAGAUGCAGAUUACGGAUGACGCGGCGAAUGUAAAGCUAUACUUAUCAGCGCUGGAGGAGGUUUCGACAGUCCACAUCAUCGGUCGAGAUAGACUGCAAACGAAGGUCGCGACGGAGAGAUCAAUGGGAAGAUACACUAUCGCCGAUUUGCGAGAAGCCUACUCGAAGAUUGGUUUCACCCCCGAGUACGCAUCUGAGAUCACUGUCGAACCAGAAGAAGCUCCCGACAGUCAUAUCUUGGAACUGCACAAAAAGGCUUGCAUGGCAGCGACGACAGCCGAGCGACGCGAGAUCUCUCAAGCACUGGUACUCAUCGGUCGCGAUCGUGACUCUCAAGAAUUGCAAGAUCUUGGAAAGUCGGGCGAGACAUUCAUGUCUCUUGACGAUGCCUAUGCUGCUUUGAGCGCUCCCCGAGACUCGAUUGACGAUGGAUUGAUCAUGCAAUAUCAACUUGCCAUUUCAGAUUUUCCAGGCAAGACGAACCAUUAUCGUAAUUGCCUGGAAAUCAUCGCUUCUGCUCCUGGCGAGGAACGGCCCGCUAUCAAAAUGUUCUUGGAGACGGGCAAGACUGAGCCCGACGUGCCAGUGCGAAAGGACAUUCCUGUGGGAUUGCAGAACAUUGGGAAUACCUGUUAUCUCAACUCCAUCCUCCAAUACAUUUACUCGAUCAAGCCAUUACGGGACGAGGUCCUUGCAUUUGAGCAAGAGCCGGGAUUUCAAGCGAAGCCUACAACGCGUGAGGAAGGGCGAUCCAGGCGGUUCGUCAGACAACUUCGUCUUCUCUUCCUGCAGAUGUACAAGAGCGAUCAAUCGUCGGUCAGACCUGACGAAGAGCUCGCGUAUCUCGCCAUCACACGACCCGAGGUCGACCAGCUGGUUCAGCCAGCCGUCGCCGCGUCGUCGAGCCCUCAGAAACGGCAGUCCAUACUCGACAAUAUCCCUACCUUGACAUCGGGAUCACCUUCGUCAACUCGUGUUGCUUCACCUGGACCUUCUCCCAUGUCGAGUCCGGAUCUUUUUCCUGCAGAUCUCAAUUCCGUACCGCCUAGCCUUGGUCACCGACAGGAAUCUGUUUUGGGCAAACGAGCUAGCACGGAUCGCGACGACUCUUCUCGAUCCUCCAUGGAUCACAGUAGGCUCAAAUCCGAAGACAUCAGCCCGACGGAAACCAAGGGUGACGAAGGCCUAGAUGAAGGUUAUUUCUCGCUCGUCCCUCAGUCGUCUGAGAAGGCUCGUGAAAGGCUCGGGGAAGGCAAUCCUCGCUCUCCUUCUGCCGUCCGAGAAAUUGAAGCGCUGAAAAUCGGUUCUCCGCCCGAUGAAGACCAGAGGCCUGUCGAAUCUCAAUACUCUCCUCCAAAGGUCCCACCUCCUCUCCCACCAAGACCACACGUAGACAGACGGGACACUCUGGCAUCAGGGCUGCGCUUUGGGCUGCAGCAGGACUCAGCCGAAGUGCUGAUCAACGUGUUGAGCCAACUGGAGAUGGGCUUGGAGAAACCAGCGGUCGCAGACUCUGAGAAAUUGCCCAACUUGAUCCAACAAUUGUUCUCUUGCAAGUAUCGCCAACAGCUGUUCUACCAGAGCUCCGAGGGCUCAGCAGAAGGUCAAACUCCUGUCGAAUCUGUCUUUGUUCACCCUAUCAUCGGCGUUGAAGAGGAAGGAAAGGAUCUAUAUGAUUGUCUUGCCGAGUUGUACCUUGGAGGUGCGGACAUAGAGUACGAAGGCAAGAAAGGGUACAUGAUGGAUCUUAUGGACGAGUUCCCUCCCUUCUUGUACAUCCAGAUGAGGCGAUCUCAAUUCGAUCUCGCUACUGGUCGGGAGCGCAAGCUGAAUACUCACAUUGGCUUUGACCAAGUUCUUGCCAUGGACCGGUUCUUGGCAAAUGCUGAUGCCAGCAAGCGGGAGCAGUCGAUAAACUUGACGCGACAGAUGACACAAGCUCGUGCACGCUUGCAGCAUCUCAGGAAUCACAAGCCCAUGUCCAUCCCAGACACGAUCAAGCACGUUCGAGAUUCUCUCGGUUUCAUCAGUGGAGAUGCCGAGUUCUGCAUCAGCAGUGACUUUCUGGAGGCGCUCGAUGCUGAGGUCGAGAUUACGACCGCCGAGAUUGCGCAACUGGAGGACCAGAUCAAGAUCCUAAAACAAAGUAUAGAGGGUAUAUGGACAGGCAGCCAAGACUACGAGUACGAGCUGGUCGCUGUCUUCAUGCACCGAGGUAAAACCAGUGGUGCCGGUCAUUACUGGACGUACCAGGCUCAUUUGCCAGACAAGAGCGAGGAGUUCUUCAAAUACAAUGACGAGACAGUUACGGUAGUACCUCGAUCCGAGGUUUUGCAAGAUAGAACAGGGAGCGACGCGAAUCCUGCAUUGUUGUGCUAUGUGCGAAAAGGACGAAAUUUGAUUGAUACACUGCAUCGGGAGGUCCUGGAACGAGAAGAGGUGGGAGAAGCACCAUCACCACAGGCGCUGGACGUGGGUCAGUUGAAAGUAGACGGGUUCAUAGCCAAAGCCUCGGACGACCUCAUUGACAUGACGGAUUAUGACAAAACAUAGAUGUA